Molecule: messenger RNA, 1839 nt
Organism: Exaiptasia diaphana
Lineage: Eukaryota; Metazoa; Cnidaria; Anthozoa; Actiniaria; Aiptasiidae
Product: persulfide dioxygenase ETHE1, mitochondrial
Exons: 9
Coding region: 717-1493 (258 amino acids)
Biological process (GO): glutathione metabolic process; hydrogen sulfide metabolic process
Molecular function (GO): sulfur dioxygenase activity
Source: RefSeq, a predicted model, not a curated record
AAUGCUUCUGCAUGGUGGUGAAUCCAUGAAAUAAUAGGUACUAUACCGACUUGUAGRCACUUAUCAACAACGAUCGUUAGAUUGCCAAGAAACCAUUCAAAAGAGAUAUCCUCGAUGUUUUUGCCGUGGUAUUUUGCUAGCAGCUCUGACGAUUUAAACCAGUUUGUUGAAAAUCCUUGAGCGAUGGUCUUUUGAUAGGACGAGGGAGUSRKAGGCUCWGAUUCAUCGCAACAAACGCCCACAAUWUUCAUCAAGACUGCAAAAAAUACUGCAUAAAACUUUAGCAUCGUUACUCCGAUCUACUKUUUUGUCUAAAACAGGCUAUUYCCUAUUUUUACGGGAUUCCUUUGGAGCAACCAAAGACUCACUCCUACCGGGAAAGUAAAAGMUUGCUCACCGGAAAUKRAAUUGUACAUUUGUUUACCAAAGUCACGAUGAUUUAGCAUUUUAAAAAUUGUAGAAGAAAAAUGUAUACGACACUAGAUUCGAAAGAUUUAUAUUGGGAUGAUAUUAUUAUGCCUUUUUGAUGAAGAAUAURCAAUUUCUUCGCCCAAUUUGUGGAUAUUUUAUAAGAUGUGCUGAAGAUCAUGUCUUGACGCUGUGACUGCGCAACCUUGGAAGACAAGAGGCAUGCCGCGUCACACAGAGCCAUAGCUGGUCCAACAGUUGCUAUUAAUCUCUGCAUUGUGAAUUAGAGGUUUWAUUCUUAACUUGUCAUGGCUGGGAUUAGACGAUCUGGACUAAUAUUACGUCAAUUAUUUGAUGGAGAAUCUUGCACGUUCACCUACAUCAUUGGCUGUGCAGCAACUAAGAAAGCUAUCAUUAUUGAUCCUGUUGAUACAAAGGUGUCUAGAGAUGCCAAGUUAAUCCAGGAACUAAAACUCAAUCUGGAAUACGCAGUCAAUACACAUGUACAUGCAGAYCACAUCACUGGUAGCGGAUUCCUUAAAGCACUACUUGGAUGCAAGACUGUCAUCUCUGAAGCAAGUAAAGCUAAGUCAGAUGUACAUCUCAAAGAUGGAGAAAUCCUCACUUUUGGGGAAAAGGAAAUUGAAGCCAGGGCAACACCUGGACACACACAUGGUUGCAUGACAUUUGUUGAUCACAGUGCAAGAGCAGCCUUUACAGGUGAUUCACUUUUGAUCAGAGCAUGCGGCAGAACAGACUUCCAACAAGGUGAUGCCACAACUCUAUAUAACUCCAUUCACAACAAGAUCUUUAACCUCCCUGAAGACUACCUACUAUUUCCUGGACAUGACUACAGAGGUAUGAGUGUGACCACAGUUGCAGAGGAAAAAGAGUUCAAUCCUCGCUUGACACAUAGCCUGGAAGAUUUUACAUUCAUCAUGAGUACCUUGGGACUUGCUGCACCAAAGAAAAUUGAUCAAUCUAUCCCAAUGAAUAUGUUGGAUGGAAUAUUAGAAAAAGGAAAACAAGAUGGUCACAUGCAAGAAGCUGAUCAAAGUGGACCAAAGCAACAUGGCAACCAUUGAAAAUGAUCAAUUUUACAAACAGUAUCAAAACAAGGCCAUGGCAUCCUGACAGAACACUYAAAAAAUGACACAGUACACAUCUCUUGCAUUUUGACACUACCAUGUUUGUCAUUUUAAAGCCUUGUUUUAAAAGUCAUGUGUAUAACUAUUGUACAGAGGGUAAACAGCAAUAUGAAAAUAAACAUUGUAUUACUGCUAGAGUUUUUUUUUUGAUAACACAAUAAAACUGCAUUACAAGAAGUUGCAAACACAACUAGAAUAAUUUAUAACAUAUCAUUUCUACCAUUUAUAUGUUGACAAUAUGGAAUGAUGCUGAAGUUUUAUUAAAGGUAUAAUUUUAUGCAUU